CUCCCCGCCUCCAGCAGCGCCAUGACCAGCUCGGUUGUUGUCGCCGCCCUCGUGGUCGUCUUCGUGGCCCUGACUAGUGCCGCGCCCCAGCCUGAGGCUCUCCCUGGAUUUGGAGGUGGCUUCCAUGGCGGCAGCUUUGGCCUGGGUGGCUUCCAUGGCGGCUUCGGCGGCGGCUUCAUCGGCAGCGGGUUUGGCGGCUACCGCGGCAAGAGGAGCGCCGAGGCUGAUGCUGAACCCGGCUUUAGGCACGGCGGCGGCUUUGGUCUAGGUGGCUUCCAUGGCGGCUUCGGCGGCGGCUUUGGCGGCUACCGAGGAAAGAGGAGCGCCGAGGCUGACCCUGCACCCGGCUUUAGGCACGGCGGCGGCUUUGGCCACGGUGGCUUCGGUGGCGGUCAUGGCGGCUUCAGCGGCGGAUUCGGUGGAUACCGAGGCAAGAGGAGCGCCGAGGCUGACCCUGCACCCGGCUUUAGGCACGGCGGCGGCUUCGGCCAUGGUAGCUUCCAUGGCGGCUUCGGCGGCGGUUUCGGCGGCGGCUUCGGUGGAUACCGCGGCAAGAGGAGCGCCGAGGCUGACCCUGCACCCGGAUUUGGUCAUGGCGGCUUCGGUGGCGGUCAUGGCGGCUUCGGUGGCGGCUUCGGCGGCGGCUUCGGCGGCGGCUUCGGUGGAUACCGCGGCAAGAGGAGCGCCGAGGCUGACCCUGCACCCGGAUUUGGUCAUGGCGGCUUCGGUGGCGGUCAUGGCGGCUUCGGUGGCGGCUUCGGCGGCGGCUUCGGCGGCGGCUUCGGUGGAUACCGCGGCAAGAGGAGCGCCGAGGCUGACCCUGCACCCGGAUUUGGUCAUGGCGGCUUCGGUGGCGGUCAUGGCGGCUUCGGCGGCGGCUUCGGUGGCGGUCAUGGCGGCUUCGGUGGAUACCGUGGCAAAAGGAGCGCCGAGGCUGUUGCUGAACCUGGCUUCGCCCAUGGCGGUGGCUUUGGCGGCUUCCAUGGUGGUUUCGGCGGCUUCCGCGGAGGAUUUGGCGGCUUUGGUUACGGCAAGUAAGAUGAACGAUGUGCGGCCGUGACGGCCGAGAUGUAGUGUGUAGGCGACAAAAUAAACUGUGCACAGA
Eriocheir sinensis (Chinese mitten crab) is the source of this 1105-nucleotide messenger RNA. RefSeq lists its product as uncharacterized. The record is from RefSeq and is a predicted model, not a curated record. Lineage: Eukaryota; Metazoa; Arthropoda; Malacostraca; Decapoda; Varunidae. The transcript is spliced from 2 exons. Bases 22 to 1038 code for a protein of 338 amino acids.